AAAUUCCUCCUUUAAAUCACCUGAACUUCCUGCACACCCGGCCUGAGCACGAAUGAUGGAUUGUUCCCGGAGGAUCAAUCUUCCAGAAUCCACUUACUUCCAUCUUCUCGGGUGUAAGGAGGAGAUCACUGACCUCUUCCUCAGGAAAUUCCGUUGUGUGGUGGAGUUGAGCGGUCCUGAACCCAACAGAUCUCACCCGGCAUCAGUCAAGGCUGAAAAGGUUUAUGAGAAGAGAACCUCGUUGGGCCCGGUGGUCAGUGUAUGGAGGGGCGACCUCACCAAGCUGGACGCCGAUGUUGUGGUGAAUAGCGCUAAUGAAGACCUGGAUCAUGCCGGGGGGUUGGCCCGUGCUUUGGUGGAAGCCGGAGGACCAAUCAUUGAAAAGGACAGCAAAGAUUACAUUAAGGCGAAUGGAAGGAUAAAAACCGGAGAGUACGCAGUCACACGUCCCGGAAAUCUCCCCUGUAAGUGUCUCCUUCAUGUUGUGGGUCCGGUGUGGUUCAAAGAAGCUGCCAAGAGAUGUGAUGAUGAGCUUAGCGAAAGCAUCAAGAAUGUGCUGAGAUAUGUGAAUCAGCACAAGGACAUCAAAUCUGUGGCCAUCCCAGCCGUGAGCUCCGGGAUCUUCGGGUUUCCUGUCCAACGCUGUGCAGAUAUUAUCGUGAAUAUGAUUCACUCAUUCUGCUUCACUGUGAAAGAGACCCAUGUAAAGGAAAUCCGACUGGUGAACAACAAUGACCCGGCUAUCCAAGCCAUGAAGUCGGCCUGUGAAAGCUCUUUUGGUCCAAGUGAGGACCUCAGUGGAGCCACAUCAGGUCCACCUGACCAACAACGGCCAACGACCCGCAGCAUGACCGCCAACUUACAACCCUCACCAACAACGUCCAGCUAUAAGCAAGCUCUUAUGCAACCCUCAGCACACAGACCCUCUACAGAGAAGUCACAGCCAAUCACCAUUGAUAGUUUAACCCUUCACCUGAAACAUGGGCGGCUGAUACAGGACCAGAAGGUUUUUCAAGAUCGGUUGAACUUCAGUCGCGCCUCCAUGAAUACCGGCACCACAGUGGAGGGGAGAGAUCCCAGAGCUGAUAUCAGUGACAAGUCUUCUAAUUCCCGUGAUUCAGAAACCCCGUGUUUGAUAAUUAAUGCAAUGAGUGAUGAGGAUGCUGAGGAGGCCGAGGUCUGGCUGACCAACAUUCCCCACCCUCACCCCGUCUCCAUACACAAUAACCUCGUCCUUCUGUUUGGACAAGAAGAACACGAUUUCCUCUCAUCUCCCGAUUUCCCAAAUGUCACCAUCAAGGAGAAGCUGAGUUAUGGGAUGUCGGGUCUAGAGAUCGAUGGUUUCCCCCAGGACAAGUUCAAAGGAGUCAUACAGGCGGAGCGACUCCUCUUAGACGUUCAGGAGAAGCACGCUGUGACGCUGGAGGAGGAGCUGGUGGCGGCGACUGUGGUUUGGUUCUAUAAAAAUGAGAGUGGAGCCCGGAGAUAUCCAGCCAAAGCCAACCGAGAGAUAGAGAAAGCCUUUGUGACCCAAAGUGACAUCAAGCUGAGGUCCGAGCCCCAUCAUUCGAUCUUUAUUAAGAACAUCACAGCGGAGGGGAAGGACGGAGCGUUUUGGCUGGAGAGGCGGACUUUAUUUAACAGUUCCAAGGAUGUCCAGACGAGGUGCCAUCCUGACGAUUGGCUCUCACAGGUCGUUAAAGUGAAUCGUCAGGCUUUCCUGGACAGAGCUAAGGAAUUUAGAGAAGACAAACUUACGCUGGUCAAGAUGGAGAAGAUCCACAACAGAUAUCUGUCAAAAAUCUUCCAGUACAAGAAAGGAGGAAGUCGGUUCAUGGGAGCCCAACAGUUAUAUCAGGUGGUCCCCAAACAGUUCACACGGCUCGUCUGUGAUGUCGGAUUUCAGAGGGUUUUCAGCAAUCCUACAGAUCCAAACUUAGGGAAGGGGAUUUACUUCACAAACACGCCUAAGAGGGCUGUAGGUGUUUUCCAGACCCCGAAAGAGGAGAGCGGCCUCAUCUACAUCUUCCAGGCUGAAGUUCUGACCGGGAAUUCUACUGAAGGCAGAAAAUACCUCCCAGUUCUCGUUCCUAAGAAGUCCUCAGUUCACAAAUCCGAACCUGCCAACAUUCUGGAUUUGUAUGACACUUUGGUAAAUACCGUAAAUUCCAUCGAUCCCUGGAGUUCAACGUCCAUUUACGUCAUACCCGACAGUUUCCGAGCAAAUCCGCAGUAUCUGUUCACCGUCCGACGGUGAGGCUGAAUCUCUUCCCGCCACUGACACACAUAGGGAACUAUUUAUGAAGAAAUUUCUGUGCAAAAGUUUCACCCAUCAGAAAUAAUCCCUAUAACGUCUCUAAGGCCCCUUUCACAUUUGCCAUCUAGGCCCCUUUCACACUGGGGCGGGAGGUGCGCUGGCGGUAUAGCGG
This is a messenger RNA of Rana temporaria (common frog), 2429 nucleotides long. RefSeq names its product protein mono-ADP-ribosyltransferase PARP9-like. The transcript has 7 exons. Lineage: Eukaryota; Metazoa; Chordata; Amphibia; Anura; Ranidae. Gene Ontology annotation, cellular component: nucleus; cytoplasm. Gene Ontology annotation, molecular function: transcription corepressor activity; NAD+ poly-ADP-ribosyltransferase activity; ubiquitin-like protein ligase binding. The record is from RefSeq and is a predicted model, not a curated record. Bases 53 to 2257 code for a protein of 734 amino acids. Gene Ontology annotation, biological process: negative regulation of gene expression; positive regulation of type II interferon-mediated signaling pathway.